Aspergillus ochraceoroseus IBT 24754 is the source of this 1794-nucleotide messenger RNA. RefSeq names its product RAD52 DNA repair protein RADC. The coding region runs from base 1 to 1794 and encodes 597 amino acids. The record is from RefSeq and is a predicted model, not a curated record. The transcript is spliced from 6 exons. Gene Ontology annotation, biological process: double-strand break repair via single-strand annealing; double-strand break repair via homologous recombination; mitotic recombination. Gene Ontology annotation, cellular component: nucleus. NCBI's taxonomy places the organism in Eukaryota, Fungi, Ascomycota, Eurotiomycetes, Eurotiales, Aspergillaceae.
AUGCCUGCUGUCGGUGACCAACAUCGAGGCGGGCCCUCCGCCAUCACGAUGCCCAAUGCACCAGCUCUUAUUGCGAGAAAUCCAUUUGGAGAGACACCACAGCGACAAAACGAAUAUACCCCGGAAGAAUCAGCCACAUUGCAAGCACGUCUCGAUAAGAAGUUGGGACCCGAAUACAUUUCCUCACGACCGGGGGCUGCUGGUCAGAAAGUGCACUAUCUGGCGGCCGAUAAAUGCAUCAAUCUUGCGAACGAAGUAUUUGGAUUUAAUGGCUGGUCAAGUUCCAUUCAAAAUAUUGGAAUUGACUUUGUCGAAGAAUCUCCAAAUACCGGAAGGGUCAAUAUUGGUCUAUCUGUGAUAAUGCGGGUUACCUUAAAAGAUGGAACUUACCAUGAAGACAUCGGGUAUGGGCACAUUGACAACUGCAAGGGCAAAGCAGCAGCUUUUGAAAAGGCCAAGAAAGAAGCAACAACAGAUGCUCUCAAACGAGCUCUGCGGAACUUUGGCAACGUUUUAGGCAACUGUAUCUAUGACAAGGACUAUGUUUCCAAAGUUGUCAAAGUUAAGACACUACCAACAAAACUGGACAUCGAUGGGCUUCACCGUCACCCGGAUUUUGCUCCAAUAAAGAAGGAGCCAUUGCAGCCAAAGCCUCGACCUGAGGACGAUGACCUACCUCCCCGUCCCACAAUUAUCGGGAACAGCAAUUCGUCGGCCGGCAAUUCCGCUUACGAUUUUGACGGAGAGUUUGGGAGCGAUGUAUUUGAUGAAGCGGACUUUAGCGUCGGUCCAGGCGGCAAUCCAGAUGAAGUAGUCAUCGAAUCGGACAUGCAGAGGAGGCAGCAACCGCCAACGCCAGUUGGAAGACCAAACGGGCCCCAAAGACCCUUUAACAACAACGCUGGUCCCCAUGGCAGGCCAGCCCCAUCAGUCGUAACACCGUCCAAACCAGAAAGACCGAUAGCUCAAGCUCCAGGGGCUAGGCACGUCUCCGUUCCCCCAGCCGCAAACGGUCGUCAGUAUCCUCCAGUAACCCAAGACCAAUACGCAAACCAAAGACGCUCCCUCCCUCCCCAAGAUGUUCAGAAAGGCUUCCAAAACGGAAACCAGAUACCCCCUGGGCAACACAGUACCGGUCAUCACAUGGCAACAUCAGGUCCCAAUGCUCAAUUCCCUAUAAAACAAGAGUUUGGCGCAGCCCCUCAAGGUCAAAGCAUGCCUCCUCCAGGGACACCAGGUGUAGACGGCCAACGGCCUGCACCUGUUGGAUUCUUCUCAGCUCGAGGAGCUGACGUGUUGCGAGACAAUCCCCACGGUGCGGCAGCUGCGUUCGACCCUCAUGCCGAAAGUCCCUCAAUUCGUAAGACAGCUGGAGUUGAUCAUAGCAAGAGUGUCGCUAUCUCAAAACCUAUGUUAGCUGGUGCGUCGCUCGCCACAAAUCCUUCCCGAGAUUUCAUCAAUCCUUCCGCUGAAAUGCACCGAAAAAUCGGUGCCCCCGGCGGUAGUGCAGUCGGCAGCCCGAUGAAUAGGGCUCCAAGUACUUCAUCAUAUCGCCCUCUCACACGACCAAACAUUGAUCCCAGGUCUGCUGCGAGCAACUCUGCCGCGAAUAGGGGAGGAUUCGGACCACCUAAUCUCAAUGGGAAACGACCACCCUUAAGUGAUGUAACCAACGCAUCUGCACCUGGUAGCAGCGGGCCUGCUCCCAUUACUAGUGCUAACGAUCCAAAGAGAGUUAAAUUCGACGCGGCGCUACCACCAGCACAGCAGCAGCAGCAUCCACAACAGGACUAA